CCGUUUGGCCGGCUUCAAUUGAUGAUCAGUAUUGACUUAAUUUUAUGACUCAGGAAACAGUGCUGUUUACUCCCAGCUGAUAAGUCAAGUGCACAGCCUAACAGGCCAGCAAGAGCAAAAGCAAAGGUGUGGCUUUGGUUGUUCAUUACCAGGAAUACAGGAAAAGUAACCACAGAGAAGAGAGGAGAGAAGCAGUGGAUUAUAUUUGAAAGACAAAGGACAGAGCAGUAGGACUCAGAGAUGCAGAAUAGGUCACAUAUAAACUACGGUUUUCAGCAUGAGGGAGAUCGGCCUCCUCCGUAUGUGCCCAGCUACUACCCGGGGGCAUAUCCCACCAUCCCGCAGUACCCCACCACCCAGCCCACACCUAUUAACACACACAACACAGUUACAGCUGUACAGCCCCACCCCACCACAGCCUCCAAAGCCAAGAAAAGUCGAUGUCCCUGCAUAACGGCCGUGGUCAUAUUCAUCUUAGUUGUCCUGGGAGUGGCAGCUGUGCUGAUCUGGUACUUCUUGUCCAAGACGUGCGCUCUGGGCCAGAGGUGUGGGGAGGAUGGGCCGUGCGUCAGCUCUUCACAGUGGUGCGAUGGAAAGAGGGACUGUUCGUCAGGAGAGGACGAGGCUCACUGCUUUCGUUUGUAUGGACCAGAUUUCCAGCUGCAGAGUUUCUCUAAACAAGACCAAAAAUGGAAGCUUGUGUGUUCGAACAGAUGGGACAACAGCGUUGGGAGGAAAGCCUGCGAGGCGAUCGGAUACAGCAGCACGGACUAUGUCGGCUUUGAUCGGAUGAGUCCAGGCUCUGGGUCCUCAGACGGCUACAUGAUGCUGAAGUCGGAUUACUCUAAUGAAGCAUUUGCACACAGUUAUCUCACUGAGAGUUCAUACUGCCCGACUAAUACAGCAGUAACGCUGAAGUGUAUAGACUGUGGCAAAUCUACUGCUCAGACGCGGAUAGUUGGAGGCCAGCAAGUGACCAGCAAGACUCGUUGGCCUUGGCAGGUAAGCCUGCACGGUUCCGGGCGCCACUUGUGCGGAGGAUCCAUCAUCACCUCGUCAUGGAUCGUCUCGGCUGCUCACUGCUUUCAAACAUUGUCGCAGCCAGCUCAGUGGACCGUGUAUGCGGGGUAUCUCACUCAGACUGAGAUGCAGUCAGUCAGCGGCAACGUGGUCAGCCGGAUCAUCUCCCACCCUGGGUUUGAUUCUAAAACAAACGAUAACGAUAUUGCUCUGAUGAAGCUGGCGGCGCCACUCCGUUUGUCAUCGAGUAUUGGGCCAGUGUGCUUACCCAAUGCUGGAGUCAGCUUUUCUGCACCACAAGAUUGUUUCAUUACUGGAUGGGGAGCGACUUCCAGCCAAGGUUCUCCCUCAACUGUGUUACGAGAGGCGAGGCUCUCGCUGAUCGACAGGUCCAUCUGCAACAGUCGGCAGGUCUACAAUGGACAAAUCACCAACACCAUGAUCUGUGCAGGCAAGCUGGAGGGUGGAGUGGAUUCCUGCCAGGGAGACAGCGGGGGUCCACUGGUCACUCAGGACAGUUCACUGUGGUGGCUUGUUGGAGAUACUAGCUGGGGCGAAGGCUGUGCUUUCAGAAACAAGCCGGGCGUUUACGGAAACGUGACCGUCUUCCUUGAAUGGAUUUAUGAGCAAAUGCAGAAAUACUAACGUAACUGGACGUCGAGCGGAAGAGGUCGGCCUCAGGAACCCUCAUAUCAGAACAGGCCGAAGGCACUGAAGAGUGGCUCCAUGUCCAUUUUAACAUGAUGAGAACUGCCAGUAUUGCCAACUAGUUUCAUAUCCAUUAAAUUCUUUACUAUUAAUUCACUACUGUCCAAAUGUUUGUAGGCACCAGCUCUUCCAGUGUUUCUUCUGAAAUCAAUGGCUUUCAUAGGGAGUUUGUCCUCCUGUGAUGCAGUAACAGCCUCAACUCUUCCGAGAAGUCUUUAUACUAGAUGCCGGAACAUUGCCGGAAUUCAGCCACAAGAGCAUUAGUGAGGUCAGCUACUGAUUUUUGGAUGAUCAGUUCUCCAGCUCAUCCCGAAGGUACUGGAUGGAGCUUCAUCACUCCAAAGAACGCAGCCCCACUGAUCUACAGCCCAAUGCUGGGGGGCUUUAUACCCCUCCAGCUGACGCUUGACAUUGAGUAUGGUGAGCUUAGGCUCAUGGAGCAUCCAGAGCAUCCAAUUCUAUUGGUCAGUGCAAAUUAUACAGCUGCAACAACUCAUUAUUCAGACUGGAUUCUGGAUACUAUUGGACAUUUAGUGUACAUGCAGAUGUGCACGAUUGAUGUUUUACUCGUUGUUCAUAGUCCACCAUAUCACAAGACAUGCAAAUCACUGUUUGGUUCCAGCUGGCUUGCUUUCCUCACCUUUCUGACUGUGCAAAUUUACCCAAGCCUUAUUUGCACAUCCUUCUUUUCCCUAAAUGCCACACCAGAGCACAUAAAAGGGUGUGAGUGGCAUUUGAAAGGGCUUAUGAGAAACUAACCGCUCAAAAUUUUCUUCGUGCAACUCCUAGAUUCACUCACACAUGUACGCCGCUCAGAGAGAUUUACACAGCAAGUGAUGCAUGCGUAUUUAACAGCCUCAUUAACACAAGAGGAAUUACUCCAUAACAUACACACCCUUAUUUGGGUGGCUGUGCUAUUAUGAACAAAUGUUAUGUUUUUUUGUUUGUUUUUUUAUAAGUCAGGAUCUUGAAUAUUUAUUUCCUUGUGUUUCCAGUUUUGUUCGUUCAUGACACUGUGUUUCUCCUUCUCAUGUAAAAAGUGUUGAUUAUAAUGAUUCAUGUAUAUGUCUCCUUGUUCUUGUGUUUUUUUUAUAUUUAAUUUUAAGGAAUCCAGACAUUCUGGAAAAAAAACUGGCCUGCUAUCAUGUAACCUCUUUUCUAUGAAGAUGAUUCACAACAUAUACCUCACAAUUAGUAUCUUACGGAAUAAAUGAAGUACAAGAUUUCAUAUUGGA
Molecule: messenger RNA, 2963 nt
Organism: Pygocentrus nattereri (red-bellied piranha)
Lineage: Eukaryota; Metazoa; Chordata; Actinopteri; Characiformes; Serrasalmidae
Gene: tmprss2
Product: transmembrane serine protease 2
Exons: 13
Coding region: 241-1665 (474 amino acids)
Biological process (GO): proteolysis
Cellular component (GO): membrane
Molecular function (GO): serine-type endopeptidase activity; protein binding
Source: RefSeq, a predicted model, not a curated record